UGCUAUUUUAAUAUCGUCGUUCUUCUUCUGGGGCACUGCCAUGGUGGCGAUGAAAGAAGUGCUUCCUAAAUACGGUCCUUUCUUCGUUUCGUCUUUUCGUCUCAUUCCAGCUGGGUUCCUUCUCGUUGCUUUUGCUGCUUCCAGAGGAAGGCCUUUUCCCUCUGGCUUUAAUGCUUGGCUUUCCAUUUCGCUCUUUGCUCUCAUAGAUGCUGCCUGCUUUCAGGGAUUUCUCGCAGAAGGGUUGGAGAAGACUUCAGCUGGUUUGGGCAGUGUUAUUAUUGAUUCACAACCUUUGACAGUGGCUGUACUUGCAGCUUUGUUGUUUGGUGAGUCCAUUGGAAUUAUUGGAGCUGCUGGGCUUGUACUUGGUGUCGUAGGACUUGUGUUACUGGAGUUACCUGCCUUAUCAUUUGAUGGGAGCGACUUCUCACUGUGGGGAAGUGGGGAGUUGUGGAUGCUUCUUGCAGCUCAGAGCAUGGCAGUUGGCACUGUUAUGGUUCGUUGGGUAUCCAAGUACUCUGAUCCUAUCAUGGCAACUGGAUGGCAUAUGGUUAUUGGUGGUCUCCCCCUUGUGGCAUUCGCAAUUCUUAAUAAUGACCCUGCUGUAAGUGGGAGUCUUAAAGAGUACAGUUCAAGUGAUGUAUUGUCACUUCUCUACACAUCCAUUAGAUUUCUGAGCACAACGUGGAUGUGUCGAUUGCUAUAG
Lathyrus oleraceus (garden pea) is the source of this 706-nucleotide messenger RNA. Its product is annotated as WAT1-related protein At3g02690, chloroplastic. The transcript is spliced from 5 exons. Bases 41 to 706 code for a protein of 221 amino acids. The record is from RefSeq and is a predicted model, not a curated record. Gene Ontology annotation, cellular component: chloroplast; membrane. NCBI's taxonomy places the organism in Eukaryota, Viridiplantae, Streptophyta, Magnoliopsida, Fabales, Fabaceae.